Suillus paluster is the source of this 820-nucleotide messenger RNA. RefSeq lists its product as uncharacterized. The record is from RefSeq and is a predicted model, not a curated record. NCBI's taxonomy places the organism in Eukaryota, Fungi, Basidiomycota, Agaricomycetes, Boletales, Suillaceae. The transcript has 2 exons. The coding region runs from base 99 to 608 and encodes 169 amino acids.
UCCUCCAACCCUUCAUGUUCUCGCCGUCGCUGUGUCUAAUACCUUGAUAUCUUUUCAGUCCUGUAGCUUCUAACUCCUCCUCUCUCCGUUUAUUCAGUAUGACAGACAAGAUAUAUCUGAAGCCGGCGCUCGCAGUUCCGGAGAAUGGGCCAUCUAACGAGCUCCAGACUCCAUCGUCAAUGACUGCGGUAACAGAUCAAGAUAACCUAGAGGAAGGAGAGAUUACAGAGGAAGACGUAUCAAGCACUGCUUCAACUCCUCCCCGAAUUGUGGGCCAACUGUUGAAGAUAUCAAGUGACACAAGUCUUCCCUCUACAUCAGCCCAGAGCUCCCGUUUAUCUUCUCCCUCAACCACUGCCUGCGGCUCGGCCGCGACAUCAACAACACCACAAUACUCGGAUGUGCGAUCUAUGACUCGCGAAGACUUGGAUCACACCAAGAACCUCGUACUUGAUCUCCUAGGCUGGGGUGUUUCUCCUGAAUAUCUGGUCGAGGCUGGUGUAUCAGCGGGUGUAUUAUACAGGGUGUUUACCGAUCUCAACCUCCGUCUUCCUACAAAUCUUGUUAUUUCCCCCACUCGGCCCUCGCUACCUUCUGGCAUACGAUAAUGACAUCUGUAUUCCCACUGUUCGGACAUUCUGCGUUUUGUAAUCGCUCUGUCGCCUCUGUUUUCGAUACCUUUCUUGCAGCCCAUCUAACCAUUCCUUUUUUCGGGUUUUACGUGGGAAGUCUAGAUCCCCCACUUCUUAUUGUGAAGUUGGUUUCACUGUCGAAGCUCUGUGUCGUUCACCUUCCAUCACCGAAUGGUUUUGAGACCUUC